CAGCUGAGUCAGUCAUUCUCCCGCGGACUGCGACAACAUCAGAAUCAUUUCGCUCUUCACGCGUACGGUGGUGAUAUAAACAUAACAAGUAAUAACAUACAUAAUAAUUGUCUUUCGAUCUUUCCGCGUUGAGUUCUUCUUUGACGAUCAGAAAGAUGGAUACUAAAAUCUUCGCGCUGAUUAUUUUCGUCGGUGUCCUUGGAACCUUUAUGGAGGCCCAAGCGACCCACUUCGGUUAUCCUUAUCCUUAUGGAAAUGGACAACUUCGCGGGCCAACAUCGGUCAAUUUCGACGGGAUAUCCAGGUCAAAGCGAGAAAUUGGUGAUUCGAAUGGUGAGACUACCACCAGUCAAGCGACUACAACGACUCCUUCGACAACAAAUCCUACGACUACACCAUCAUCGACUACAUCAUCGUCAUCAACUACACCAUCAUCGACCACACAAUCAUCGACCACACCAUCAACAUCACCUACGACUACUCCAUCCACCAGUCCAACCACCACACCCACUGAUACUACCACAGAGGCAACGUCUCCUACCACUUCGGCAUCCACUUCCGUUACCACCCCCACGACCACUUCCGCUACUACUCCAUCUACAAGUCCGACAACACCCAGCACAACAACUCCAGAAAGCACGAAAUCAUCCUCCAAGCCGAAGAAAUCGACAGACAACGAUGUUCAAUCGCGCUCGAAUUUCGAUGAAUCCGAAGCCUCGACUAAGAAACCUGGAUCACCGUCCAAGGGCGACAAAACGCCAACUCCUGGACCGUUUGGUCCAGGCAUUCCCGGACCCGGUUUUGGUCCAGGUUUCGACCCCUACUUUGGUGGUUAUCCCGGAUUCAACUCUAUACCAGGUGCCGGCCCGAAUUACGCGUGGACUGGUACAAACAACGGACCAGGAUACUCAUCCGCGGGCGCGUCAGCUGGAAGCUUUGCGGGAGGAUAUCCUGGAUUCUCGGGAGCGAGAUAUCCCACAAUGGGAUAUCCAAAUGCACUAUAUCCAGGAGCGGGAUAUCCGAGGGCAGAACCACCUAUGACUACUGAAUCACCGUCUUUCGAUAAUCGAGGAGGAUUUCAGGAUAAUUCACCGAAUUACGGAAUAGAUCCCUUGUAUAACGCAGGACCCGGAUUUUUCUUCCCCGGACAAUUUCCUAGCUUCAACGAUCCUACUUUUGACAUGAUCAGACAGAUUCAGGCACAGAUCGAGGCACAACAUCAAGCUAACAUGGAAGCCCACAAUCGUUUGGCCAAUGAAGCCGCUAGUUAUGGUGGCGGAAGUUACGGUGGCGGCGUGCCACAGAUUUCGAGUGCCAGCAUUGGUUUAGGUCCAGGUGGCGGUUUCCAAACAGGUCUGAUCAGUCCCGGUGUACCAGGACUAGAGUCCAGAUUCGCUGAAGAGCUUCCUGCACCAUCUGGGAAUAGCUUUGGAGUGUUCGCUAGUUCCAGUUCUUCCAGCAGAACCGGUCCGGAUGGCAAGCAAAUCAAUCAUAAGUCAUCCAUUACCGGUGUCAAUGAUAACGGAAAGGUUUCUUUCCGUACGGUGCAUGAUUAACACACUACACCUUUGAUUGUAUUUCCACACAUCUUACCUUUAACUACUACUUUAUUAUCGCCUAUCUUGUGUGUGUUAUACGAAGUUACCAUGAUAGAGAUAAAUUUUUAUGAUUUAAAGUCUUAAUCCGAGGAUUCAGACUCAAAUAUUUUCCUAAUUAUUACAUAAAUACUCAAGUUUAUUAAAACUAAUAGAUUAAAAAUAAUAGAUCCUUUCUAUGAAAAUCUUUAUAAAUUUUUCUGUGAUUAUUAAUUACGUUGACAGCUUGAUUUUGACUACCUGCUCACGAGUAAGAAUCGCUUGUAAUAUAAUAUUUGCAAGUUUUAAUAAAUUUUCUUACAUUGAUGUUAUACUCGAAUAAUAUCGAGCAAUCAUAUUAACGAUUUUAUAAACAACAUUUAACGACUAUAUGCGUAUAUUCUGCAUUUAUAUUUACACACGCUUAAAGGAAAUAAAUAUUAUAUUUUUUGGAUUA
Molecule: messenger RNA, 2031 nt
Organism: Camponotus floridanus (Florida carpenter ant)
Lineage: Eukaryota; Metazoa; Arthropoda; Insecta; Hymenoptera; Formicidae
Product: nuclear pore complex protein DDB_G0274915
Exons: 5
Coding region: 156-1556 (466 amino acids)
Source: RefSeq, a predicted model, not a curated record